Messenger RNA from Emys orbicularis (European pond turtle), 1059 nucleotides. RefSeq names its product carbohydrate sulfotransferase 11 (gene CHST11). Gene Ontology annotation, cellular component: membrane. NCBI's taxonomy places the organism in Eukaryota, Metazoa, Chordata, Testudines, Emydidae. Gene Ontology annotation, molecular function: sulfotransferase activity. The coding region runs from base 1 to 1059 and encodes 352 amino acids. Gene Ontology annotation, biological process: carbohydrate biosynthetic process; proteoglycan biosynthetic process. The record is from RefSeq and is a predicted model, not a curated record. The transcript is spliced from 3 exons.
AUGAAGCAGGCUCUGAUGGAAGUCAUGAGGAUGAACAGGAUUUGCAGGAUGGUCUUGGUCACUUGCUUCGGAUCCUUUAUCCUGGUCAUCUUCUAUUUCCAAAGUAUGUUGCAUCCAGUAAUACGUAGAAAUCCAUUUGGAAUGGACAUCUGUUGUCGGAAGGGGUCAAGAAGCCCGCUCCAGGAACUGUACAAUCCCAUCCAGUUGGAGUUGUCUAACACAGCAAUCCUUCAUCAGAUUAGGAGAGACCAAGUCACAGAUACAUGUCGAACCAACAGCAUGUCUAGCAGGAAACGCCGUGUGCUGACACCCAACGAUCUCAAACAUUUGGUGGUGGAUGAAGAUCAUGAAAUGAUCUAUUGUUAUGUACCCAAGGUGGCCUGUACAAACUGGAAGAGAGUCAUGAUGGUCUUGACAGGAAGGGGCAAAUACAGUGACCCCAUGGAAAUACCAGCCAAUGAAGCCCAUAUAUCCUCAAACCUGAAGACCCUCAACCAGUACAGCAUUCCAGAGAUCAACCACCGCUUAAAAAGCUACAUGAAGUUCCUGUUUGUCCGUGAGCCUUUUGAGAGACUGGUGUCAGCCUACAGGAACAAGUUCACCCAGAAGUACAACACCUCCUUUCACAAGAGAUACGGUACCAAAAUUGUGAGGCGCCAAAGGAAAAAUGCCACCCAGGAGGCUCUGCGUAAAGGUGAUGAUGUGAAAUUCGAGGAGUUUGUGGCAUAUCUCAUUGACCCAAAUACCCAAAGAGAAGAACCUUUCAAUGAGCACUGGCAAACUGUCUACUCCCUCUGCCACCCCUGCCAUAUCCAUUAUGACCUCAUAGGAAAGUAUGAAACACUUGAAGAUGAUUCCAAUUACAUCCUUCAACUUGCAGGAGUAGGCAGCUACCUGAAGUUCCCCACCUAUGCAAAGUCUACGAGAACUACUGAUGAAAUGACCACAGAGUUCUUCCAGAACAUCAGCUCGGAACACCAAACACAACUGUACGAAGUCUACAAACUUGAUUUUUUAAUGUUCAAUUACUCAGUGCCAAGCUACCUGAAACUGGAAUGA